UAUGACAGAUCUCUCUUAAAAAAAUCGCGCCACAAUACACGAAGGUAGUGCUCAAGUCUAGAUCCAGUCUAUUCCAUCACUUUCGUUCGAUCUUAAGGUCAACAAUAGCCACCCUUCUAUAGACGUGAGGAGCCCCUCACACUUCGUCUUCUUCGUUGAAGUCAAGAUUCCAUAAUCCAAACACCUCUUAAGAAGAUGGAUUGAGAUUAGAUUCAUUGUAGCACAGGAAUUGAGAGGCAUGGGAGAGGAAGCAUAUCCGUGUCGCAAAAGGGCAGUAUUGCUCUUACUGGCAAUAUAUUAUGGACUUCUUUUAUCUGAAUUUCAGAUCACCUAUGGAUGGACUGACCAAGGGAUGUGCACAGGUAGCGCCACUGGGGAUGAAUGGCCAUGCACCGAUUACAAGCUUUCCUCAAAGUUGUUAAUUAAAGGAGGAACUGUAGUUAAUGCUGAGAGCCAGCAGGUGGCGGAUGUUUAUAUUGAAGAUGGUAUUAUUGUUUUAGUCCAACCUAACAUCAAGGUUGCAGAUGAAGUACAUGUCCUUGAUGCAACUGGUAGAUAUGUCAUGCCAGGUGGUAUUGAUCCCCAUACACACUUGGAGAUGCCAUUCAUGGGUCAAGAGACUAUUGAUGAUUUUUUUACUGGCCAGGCAGCUGCAUUAGCGGGAGGAACAACAAUGCAUAUUGACUUUGUGAUCCCGACUAAUGGGAACCUUGCACAUGGCUUUGAAGUCUAUGCAAAGAAGGCAGAAAAAUCUUGCAUGGACUAUGGUUUUCAUGUAGCUGUUACAAGUUGGAAUGAAGAUGUUGCUAGAGACAUGGAAAUGCUUGUUAAGGAGAAAGGUAUCAAUUCCUUCAAAUUUUUCAUGGCAUACAAAGGGGCUCUCAUGGUAAAUGAUGAGCAACUCUUGCAAGGUCUAAAAAAGUGCAAGUCUUUAGGUGCCUUAGCUCAGGUUCAUGCAGAAAAUGGGGAAGCAGUAGCAGAAGGACAAUCUAAAAUGAUUAACCUUGGUAUAACCGGUCCAGAGGGUCAUGCACUUUCCAGGCCUCCACUGCUCGAAGGGGAGGCAACUGCUAGAGCUAUCAGGUUUGCGAAAUUUGUGAACACACCACUGUAUGUUGUUCAUGUAAUGAGUAUUGAUGCCCUUGAUGAGAUUGUCAGCGCUCGCAGAUCUGGGCAAAGGGUAAUAGGAGAGCCAGUUGUUUCGGGCCUUGUCCUUGAUGAUUCUAAGCUUUGGGAUCCGGACUUCAAUAUUGCAGCCCAAUAUGUUAUGAGUCCACCAAUAAGGUCAUCUGGACAUCACAAAGCCCUUCAGGCUGCUCUUUCAACUGGGCUCUUGCAGUUGGUAGGAACAGAUCACUGCCCUUUCAACUCAACACAAAAACAAGCUGGGCUGAAUGAUUUUCGAAAUAUUCCAAAUGGCGUAAAUGGAAUUGAAGAGAGAAUGCACUUAGUUUGGGAUGUAAUGGUGCAGAACUCUGGUCAAAUAUCAGUCAUGGACUAUGUUCGAAUCACUAGCACAGCAUGUGCACGUAUAUUCAAUAUAUAUCCAAGAAAAGGGGCCAUUCUUCCCAACUCAGAUGCUGACAUAAUCAUAUUGAACCCAAAUGCAACAUUUCAAAUAAAUGCCAAGUCUCAUCACUCAAAGAUAGACACAAAUGUCUAUGAAGGUUGGAUAGGAAAGGGAAAAGUUGAGGUUACAAUUUCAAGAGGUAGAGUUGUUUGGCAACACGAGAAAUUGAUGGUUGAACGGGGAUCAGGACAAUAUAUAUCCAUGCCUCCUUUUGGUUCUCUCUUUGAUGGCAUUGACAAAAUGGAUUCAGAGUAUUUAUCUUCUCUAAGAGCUCCAGUUCAUCGAGAAAAUUCUCAUGUUGCAGAAAGCUAGUUUGACUCUAGCAUUGUUCUUAAUGUUUUCUUUUCUUCCGACAUAUUAACAAAAACAAAUCAGGCAAUAGUAAGUAGAACAUGCGUUAAUAUCAUGUAGUAUCUAAUCUCUAGAGAGCAACCAUUCUAUGCUAUAGGCAUUAAACAUUUGUCACAACUUCCUCCUGUCUUUUUAUAUCUAUUUUAUGCACACAGACAUGUAAACCAACAAACUUGAAAAUCGAGUAGCUUUUGUGCAACAAAAUAACUUGUAAAGCAACCAAGUAUACAAAAGUGGCACACUCUUUAGGAAUUUCUAUAAUCUAAUUGAAAAAUGUUUGUGAAUUCUAAUAGUAACGGACUCUUGGAUUGAAGUUCA
Molecule: messenger RNA, 2239 nt
Organism: Cryptomeria japonica (Japanese cedar)
Lineage: Eukaryota; Viridiplantae; Streptophyta; Pinopsida; Cupressales; Cupressaceae
Product: dihydropyrimidinase
Exons: 13
Coding region: 239-1882 (547 amino acids)
Biological process (GO): pyrimidine nucleobase catabolic process
Cellular component (GO): cytoplasm; cytosol
Molecular function (GO): dihydropyrimidinase activity
Source: RefSeq, a predicted model, not a curated record